AUGAAUCUACAAAGACAGAAGCACUUUAACUUUCGUAUUAAUGAUAUAAAGCUUAUUAAAAACAUAAGCAAAGACAAACCAUUUAUUUUAAAAGAAUAUUUAAACGGGGCUGAAAAUUCUGUAUUUCUUAACGAUUUUGAUGUUAUAAUUAAAACGUUCAAUGAUUGUUUAUUUAAAAUAGUAAAAAUAUAUCUGUAUUCGUGUAAAGAUAAGAAGAAACUACUGGGGAUGACAAAGAUCAGAGUUAAGGAAAUAUUAUUAGCAGGUAAAAAGCUGUUUCAGGAGAAAAUAAAAAAAGAAAUGAGUGGUUUGUUUGCUAAGGACAGCACAGGGGUAAUUAAACUACCAAUUUAUAAAGUUGAUUACGUAAGUAUGCUUGAUUUUUAUGAUGAUGAAAAAAAUUCAAUAGGAGAGAUGACAAUCAGAUAUAAGAUUAGUGACACCAAUGAAUUGUUUGUUUUAAAUGAACAACCCAGUAUAAUGCAGAAUAUACUUAAUUAUGUGUUUACAAAAGAAGAAUCAACAAUUUUAAAUUAUGUAAAGGAUGAUUUAAUUGAACUGAUAACAGAUUCACACUAUGAUAGAUUGUUGUUGUUUUUAGGCACAUUUCCAAUUACUAAUUAUUACAGUGAUAUCUAUGGAGUGUGUGACGGUAUAAAUUGUGAAACUAAAUGUGAAAAUCCAUUUUGA
Molecule: messenger RNA, 690 nt
Organism: Hepatospora eriocheir
Lineage: Eukaryota; Fungi; Microsporidia; Hepatosporidae
Source: the annotation of a GenBank genome assembly